Molecule: messenger RNA, 3472 nt
Organism: Lytechinus pictus (painted urchin)
Lineage: Eukaryota; Metazoa; Echinodermata; Echinoidea; Temnopleuroida; Toxopneustidae
Exons: 5
Coding region: 5-1771 (588 amino acids)
Biological process (GO): mRNA 3'-end processing by stem-loop binding and cleavage
Cellular component (GO): U7 snRNP
Molecular function (GO): U7 snRNA binding
Source: RefSeq, a predicted model, not a curated record
AAAGAUGGCUGCGCCCAUGAACAUUUCUGGUGGCGGAGAAGAGGAGGAAAAAGAUGAGGAAAUUGACGUUUUAUCACCAAAUUUUAAUCCUUUAAAAGCUUUAUAUGCUUCGAAUGUAGCACUCCCAGUUUCUGAGGUGUCUAUGUUCAACAAUCUAGCUGAAUAUGAGCGGUUUAUGAGCAAAUCUGGAGAAGAGCCAAAAGCUCAAGAACAAAAUUGUGCGCCAUUGUCAAGACGUGCAUUGGAGCGGCGUCACUUAGAACACAUGAGAGAAAAGGAGAAACUGCUACCAAAGAGUACGUUCCAUAGAAAGAAUGUUAAUGUCUUGUCUCGUAUGGAGAGUCAUGAAACAAGAGAAUCUCCAUUGGACCUUCUGAGGCAGUGCGUUGAGAAACGAUGUAAGGUGAGGGUGUGCAUCCGCAGUUUCAAAGGGCUUCGUAGCAUCUGCAUUGGGUAUCUUGUGGCCUUUGACAAGAUCUGGAAUAUGGCUUUAUCAGAUGUUGUUGAAAUCUACAAGAGGCCUUCGACUGGGAAAAGAUUCCACCAUGAAGAAAAAGUGACAUACUCCAUGAUCAUGUCCAACUUGAAUCCUCCACCACCAAAGAAGCCAGACCCUCCCAAGCCAUCCGUGCAGGAGCAGAAAGCUACUGAUGUCAAGAAGCGAGCUAAAGAAUGCAAGUUCUGCCGAAUCAAGCAUGAAGCUCUCAUGGAGGAGAGGGCCAGGAGAGAUCUCCACGAAGCAGAGUUGGCUCAAGAUCAGUCAGCGAGCGAGAGUAGCAGUAGCGAUACAGACGAGUAUUCAACCACCGAUGAUAGUGAGUUCGAAGAUGGGAUUGAGAAAGGGAACAUGGAGAAGGGAGUCAAAAAACUGAAAACGCCUAAAAAGAUAUCUGGCUUGUGUCCAAAUGGUCACAAGACACCAAUAAUUCAUUCUCAGAGACUACAGUCCUCCAAAUGUGGUGAUAGUAAAUCUGGUAAGGAUUCAUCUACAUGUAAAGCAAAUGUUUCAGCAGGAUCAACCUCAAACACACCUACCUCUGCUAACAAGAGAAUCACUCCAGAAUCAUCAGACUCUUUAUGGACCGCUGCUUCAAGUUCACAUUCUCAAUUAACAGAGAGAGGCAGGGUGAGUACUAAAGAUGGGGUAUCUGUCAAAGAAGAGGUUUCUCAGCUUACUGCUCCAACAAGAGAAUCAAGGAUAUCUGCAAAGGCUAAAAGCUCAUCACCAGCAUCAUUAAAAAUGUCAGAUAUGAGAAAGUCUGAUUUGCUUCUCUCUAGAAUGACUACACCGGCAACAAAUCAAGAAUCAUCUCUUGCAGUCACAGCUGGGUCUACAUUAUCAUCACAUACCAUAACCUCAUCAACCUCAGAGACAUCAUCUGCACCAUCGGCAGCAUCAAGAAAAUCUGCACCACCACAAAAGUACACUAAAUCAUCAACUGUGACAUCAUCAUCUCUGUCGCAAGCAUUUUCAAAAUCUCUUAAGAUUGGGAGACAGUCUGAGAAACCUAAAGACACAAAGAGUCUGGAUGAGCAGGAAAAGGAGGUUGUUCAUCUGGAUCCAAAGACUGGUAAGCGGCUGAUUCAGCCAGAAGAGUUCAAGCGUCGUCAUGUCAACCAGCUCUUCAUCCGCGGAGACCAGGUUGUGUUGGUCUCGGUGGAGAGUGAUAUGGUGGUGGUGGAUUUAAAGAAGGCAGUUGAAAAGUUGGAGGAGAAAUCAUCUGCAAAGAGCAAGAAAAAAGAAACUGAGUUACCCCUUGCAUGGAGAUGAUGUUGUUGUUUUGGAUCUCAAAGAUGAAUUGUUUGUUGUUGUACUUGCAGGAUGUGCCAUGCUUGGUGCUAACAUAGAAAUCAGGGAAAACUAUGAAUCAUCUGCAUCAUCAUCAUUAUCUUUGUAGCAAGUAUUUUACAAAUCUCUCAGGAACUGAAGACAGUAUGAAAAACUCUUAGACACCAAGAUAGGUCAGAGAUCAUUUUGGGAUCAGUAAAUUUAUAUCUUAGAAAAUAUCAAUUCAAGGGUAAGGAUUUUGAAUUUGUUAAGAUAAGUUUGAAAUCAGAAAUUAGAAGAGUAUAAUUUCAGGAUAAAGGCCAAGAUCAAAGGUCAAUUCAGAUCAAUUAAUAUUGAUAAAAAUAAAUAUGUUUUAAUAAUAGUAUACAGUUCUUUUAUAGUGCAUGCAUCACAUUAUGAAUUAUAACGUCUACGUGUAUAUGCCCUUCCAAGUAUCGACCAUUAUGUGACUAAAAUUUUUGGUUAUUUGAUCAAGGUCAAAGGCCAUUUUAGGUAUAAAAAAAACCCUUAAAAGUUGAUAUUUUGUCAUAGUUUUACAAGGAAAUAUAUCCAUUCAUUUCCUUAUUUUUUGAAGCUUGAGUAUAGAUAAUAAAAAUCUGUUAAUUAUAUGUUGCAUGUGUAAAAUAUGCAUGUUUAUACAUAAAUAUAUAUGUAAAAAAUCAACAUUUUAGGGCAAGGCCAUUUUGCUUGUAGGUGACAUUUCUUUAUUUACAGCAAAAGUGGGGACAAUGGAAAGGUAGCAAAAUAUUCCAAGGACCGCCAAAGGACCACCCAAACUCGAUGUUUCGACAUGAACACACUUGUGACUUGUCCAAACAUUGCUCAUUCUCCUGAAGACAAGAACACACAUGUUUGUCUAAACAUCGAGUUUAGGUAGUCCAUUUCAGGAACAAUUGCCCAAGAUAGAUACAUGGUGUACCAUGAAACCUACUACACUAUUAUUUUUCUUCGCCAUGGAAACCUUCAGAAGUUAAAAUAUUCCAAGGACAAUAAAAAGGGGCAUUACAAGGCCUGGGGGAAUUAUUACAUUAUGAAGGGUGAAUGAAAGAAAAAUGUUUGAUAUUUCAAGGCAAAAGUCAACACUCCUGCAUUGUUGCAUUGGGGAAUGUAGUCGAGACUGCCAAUGUAGAUGUCAAUUUAUCCAAACAUUUUUGUUAUCAUGUAUGUGACUUUACAUGUAUUUCGCUACUCAUAUACUCAUUUUGUAUGUUUAUGAUGACUUGUAUAUCCAGGCUAUGUAGGGCAUGGUACACAAAACCUUGUGUACACUACAAGAUCAAAUAUGAAGUGAUUUUUUUUUUGACAAAUCACAUUAAAUUUUGAUUUCCAAGAAGUUAAAUGGUUUAAUUUGAAGUUACGUAGGCAUAAUACUAGAAAUACUGAAAUCAGAAUUUUGCUUUGCUGCAAAGCCUUUUAGCCAGAGUAAAGGCCAAAUCAGCUUCAAGGUGCAGCUGAUGAUGAUGUUACAAUUUGGAAUUGAAUUUGCUUUUAGAUAUUGUGAUUUUGUUAGGAUUCCAGCUCAGAUCAGGCUGUUUGUCAUUAUGCAAGGGUUUGGAUUUUGUCCCUUGAAUCAAGAGGGCAGUUGCCAUAGUAUCUUCUUUACUUGACUGAAUCUUCUUGGCUGCUGGUAAUUUUUUCACAUAAUUUGACACUCUUUGAGAAAAUAAAUCCCUUUGAAAAUGA